CGAGACGAUUCGACGAUUGCGUGUCUCAGAUAUUUGAUUGUUCCACGGCGAAAUUAAAAAUGGCUGCCCUCAAGGAUGUUGUUUCCUUGUAUCAGAAUUUAAAACGCGAGUGGACAAAAACUCCGUGUAAUUUGAAGAAAUGCAGCGAAUUGCUCAAUCAAUUGAAGGUCGGUCUCACACAUCUAAUGUUUCUCCCGACGUCAAACAGCACGGCCAGUCAAAAUGAAUUACUAAUUGCCAGAGAUAUAUUGGAAAUUGGAGCGCAAUGGAGUAUUGCCGCCGAAGAUAUACCUUCCUUCGAGCGAUACAUGGCACAGCUCAAAUGCUAUUAUUUCGAUUACAAAUCCGGUUUAAUGGAAUCAGCGUAUAAGUAUCAGCUUCUUGGUCUGAAUCUCCUGUUUCUGUUGUCGCAAAAUCGCGUCGCUGAAUUUCACACAGAACUCGAACUCCUGCCAUCCGAUCAGAUACAAUCCAAUGUCUACAUAAGGCAUCCUUUAAGUCUGGAGCAAUACUUGAUGGAGGGUUCAUACAACAAGAUUUUCCUGGCCAAGGGCAACGUGCCUGCCGCAUCCUACAAUUUUUUCAUAGACAUUUUAUUGAAUACUGUUCGCGAUGAGAUCGGUGCAUGUAUGGAAAGCGCGUAUGACAAGAUCUCUAUUCAGGAUGCUGCGAGGAUGCUCAACUUAAACACGGAGAAAGACAUAAAGGCGUUUGCCGCCAAGAAAAAUUGGAACCUGUCCAAGGAUGGUUAUUUUUAUUUUACCACAACCAAUGAGAAAAAGUCCGAGGAGCCUAUCCCGAGCUCUGAAUUAGCAACGCUUGCUAUAGACUAUGCCAGAGAACUGGAGAUGAUUGUUUAAGACUUAUGCACACAAAUUUGUCUUUGUAUUUUAUAUUUAAAUAAACUAUUGCUCUUGUAAAGGAAUAGAA
Messenger RNA from Cataglyphis hispanica, 930 nucleotides. It is a transcript of the gene Rpn12, whose product is annotated as 26S proteasome non-ATPase regulatory subunit 8. The record is from RefSeq and is a predicted model, not a curated record. Gene Ontology annotation, biological process: proteasome-mediated ubiquitin-dependent protein catabolic process. Gene Ontology annotation, cellular component: cytosol; proteasome regulatory particle, lid subcomplex; proteasome regulatory particle. The transcript has 3 exons. Bases 60 to 860 code for a protein of 266 amino acids. Gene Ontology annotation, molecular function: toxin activity. Lineage: Eukaryota; Metazoa; Arthropoda; Insecta; Hymenoptera; Formicidae.